AUGUUCAAUUUUUUCUCAAAAAGCAAGGAGGAUCGGACCACCACCACCACCAGCACCACCAAUCCCAUCUCCACUUCUGGGGAAACUGCCUCUUCCAAAAUUUUGCAAUCAUUUCGAGUGAUCUUUUUGGGACCGCCAGCCGCGGGAAAGGGCACCCAAUCGGUCAAUGUAGCCGAAAAGUAUUGUAUAUGUCACCUUUCCACUGGUGAUAUGCUUCGUGCUGCUAUUAGCGAGGGCUCGGAGAUUGGAAAGCGAGCAAAGGCUGUGAUUGAGUCUGGAAAUCUUGUCUCGGAUGAAAUUAUGGUUGAUAUGAUCAAGGAUGCAAUUAAUCGGCCUCAGUGCAAAAACGGCUUCCUUUUGGAUGGCUUUCCACGAACCACUCCGCAAGCAGAAAAGCUGGAUGUGAUGUUGAAACAGGCCGGUCAGCAGCUGGAUCGUGUCGUCGAAUUUACCAUCCCCGAUAGCGUGCUUGAGAAGCGCAUCACAGGAAGGCUUUUACACCCCGCUUCUGGGCGUACAUACCAUGAAGAAUUUAACCCGCCAAAAUCACCCAUGACAGACGAUGUGGAUGCGUUGAAGAGGAGAAUCGAAAUUUACCGCAAACAAACGGCACCAAUUGCGCUCUAUUACAAGAACAAGAAUCUGCUGUCCGUCGUUGAUGCUACACAAUCGCCCGCAUCCGUGUGGAUGUCGCUUCAAAGCAUUCUGGACAGAUCUUUGAAGAUGGCCGCCUCUUCCUCCUUGUAA
Molecule: messenger RNA, 747 nt
Organism: Mitosporidium daphniae
Lineage: Eukaryota; Fungi; Microsporidia
Exons: 3
Coding region: 1-747 (248 amino acids)
Biological process (GO): nucleobase-containing compound metabolic process
Cellular component (GO): cytoplasm; mitochondrion
Molecular function (GO): ATP binding; AMP kinase activity
Source: RefSeq, a predicted model, not a curated record